Charadrius vociferus (killdeer) is the source of this 738-nucleotide messenger RNA. It is a transcript of the gene CD40, whose product is annotated as CD40 molecule, TNF receptor superfamily member 5. Gene Ontology annotation, biological process: positive regulation of isotype switching to IgG isotypes; cellular response to interleukin-1; positive regulation of B cell proliferation. Gene Ontology annotation, cellular component: membrane; external side of plasma membrane; CD40 receptor complex. Bases 1 to 738 code for a protein of 245 amino acids. The record is from RefSeq and is a predicted model, not a curated record. The transcript is spliced from 8 exons. NCBI's taxonomy places the organism in Eukaryota, Metazoa, Chordata, Aves, Charadriiformes, Charadriidae. Gene Ontology annotation, molecular function: antigen binding; transmembrane signaling receptor activity; protein binding.
AUGGGAAGAGCUGUGCAAGGAAGCCCUCGCCUCGGGACGUGGUGCUGGGAACCUGGUAAUGCCAUAACGUGCUUUGAUAAGCAGUAUGAACACAAGGGCAGGUGCUGCAACAGAUGUCAGCCAGGGGAAAAGCUGGUCUCUGAAUGCAGUGGCACGGAAAACUCUGUCUGCACCCGCUGUGAGAGCGGGCACUAUCAGCAGAGCUGGACCAAGGAGAGGCACUGUGCCCCCCAUGAUAUCUGUGAAGACAACGCUGGCCUCAUCGUGAAGACGCAAGGAAAUGCAACGCACAACACGGUGUGCCAGUGCCGGGCUGGCAUGCACUGCUCUGACAGCAGUUGCCAGACCUGUGUGGAGAACCAGCCCUGCCAGCGCGGCUUCGGCUUCGUGGCAGCCAAGGCUGUGGACCGGAUGUCCUCCCCCUGUGAGCCCUGUGCAGAAGGCACCUUCUCCAACAUCUCUUCUAAAACUGAGCCGUGCCAUCCCUGGACAAGCUGUGAGGAGAAGGGGCUGGUGGUGAAGGCGAAAGGGACGAACACCUCGGACGUAAUCUGUGAUCCCAGGCGACGGGCACAGAAGCAGGUAGAGGCUGGGAAGCCCACAGAGAACCUAGAGGCCCAGCAGCCCAUGGAAGAUGGAGAGGAUACUCACCCUAUGCAGGAGACCCUGCUCAGGGGCCAGCCUGUGGCCCAGGAAGAUGGCAAGGAGAGCCGCAUCUCGGAGCAGGAGAAGCUGUGA